AUGGGCUUGUGUGCCAGUAAAGAAGACCGUAGUGGGGCCAGUAAGGUCGGUCCAGUAACCCGAAGAACGGAAAACACUCAAGAUACUCAUAAGCACCCCGAAGUGCCCUCAAAAACUAAGACUAAUGCCGGUAAAACUGUAGGAAGCCCAGGAGAGUCUGAGAAAGAAGCCUCAGCUAGGCGGGCGGCUGGAUUAGCUGCUGCUGAAAGACUAGAAAAAUUACAAAACCACUCGGGAAAGGGUGAACUAAGCAAGAAACUGGCAGAAGAGCGUUCGAAGACUUUGAAGACGCAUCUGAAGGAAACGGCUGAGAGCAGACAGCUGGAGAAGAACCAAGCAUUGGUCUACGACUAA
Molecule: messenger RNA, 354 nt
Organism: Lachancea nothofagi CBS 11611
Lineage: Eukaryota; Fungi; Ascomycota; Saccharomycetes; Saccharomycetales; Saccharomycetaceae
Source: the annotation of a GenBank genome assembly